GAUCAAGCUAUGAAGCUGCAGCAACCACUGCCAUAGCAGCAACGAUCUAUAAAGCUGCAGCAACCACAGCCGCAGCAGCAACGAUCUAUGAAGCCACAACUGCAGCAGAAUCGAGGUAUGCCAAAGCAGAAUCGAGAUAUUUCAGAGCGGCAAGAUCAGAGUAUCGAAGUCCUAUCUGA
Molecule: messenger RNA, 179 nt
Organism: Funneliformis caledonium
Lineage: Eukaryota; Fungi; Glomeromycota; Glomeromycetes; Glomerales; Glomeraceae
Source: the annotation of a GenBank genome assembly